Messenger RNA from Bursaphelenchus okinawaensis, 2459 nucleotides. The record is from the annotation of a GenBank genome assembly. NCBI's taxonomy places the organism in Eukaryota, Metazoa, Nematoda, Chromadorea, Rhabditida, Aphelenchoididae.
AUGGACGAACCAGAUUAUGGGUUUGAACUGCAGCCGACUGUCUACCCGCCCGACUGUUCCACCGUCAACAACACCGCCUUCACCAACAUCGACUUUCUCCACUCGUACAAUAUAAUAUCAUGGCCCAACUUCACCAACUGUCUGCCCAACUGUGGCAUGUGCACCAACUUCGCGUCGGACCAGGUGUACCUAAUCUACAACUUUCUCAUCAUAGGCUUCAUACUUCCAUUUAUAUCGUUCUGCGGGUUAUUCGGCAACGGGUUCUCGGCCUUUGUUUACAGUCGUCCAGGUGAGUUGUCAUCUUUUUACAGCUUUGAGUGAAAUAACUGGAUGUAAUUGUCGCGUUUAAUUAAAGAAUCUGAUAGUAUUUUUGUAAAGCCUUAAAGUAAAAAUAGCCUCACACUUUAUCUUGAACAACAGUGAUAACGAUUACGGCUUCAGCAAUGCGAACGUCCACCAAUCUGUAUCUGUGUGCGUUGGGCUGUUCGGAUAACGCUGUCAUCAUCACGGCCUUGUUUUUGUUUUUCCUCGACAGUAUACGGAAAUACUCGUUACAGUUGACUAUUAUCUACAAUGUGUUAUCGCCCUACAUAUACCCUGCAGGGAUGAUUGCUCAGACUUGUUCUGUAUACUUUACUUUGGUCGCCGCAAUUGAUUGUUUUGCUCAAGUAAGAACAAAACUGUAUAACAAUGGCAUUCAUUGUGUUUUUUAAAUUGCAAAAACAGCUUUAUCAAUCCUUCUUUUGAAAUUUUUAAUCUUACAAAAUGUCACUAUGACAUUGUAUUAAUAUAAUUCAUGCAGCCAUACUGUAAUGUUAACAAUAACGUUACUUAAUGUAUCCAAAUCAGUGCAGCGUAAUGUCAGUUUUACUCAAAAUAAACCAAAGAGACAAUAUUGUUUUAGGUAUGUUUACCCGAGUCGUGCAAGAAACUCAUGUCUCGCCCCAAAACGGUCACAAUCCUUUUAUGCUCAGUAGUCGUAUUCAGUAUCGCUUACAACUUGCCGCAUUGUUUUGAAUCCGUUCUGAUCGAAUGUUGGCACAAUCAGUUCAACGCGGCUUCGAUCGAGGUCUGUCCAGCCCCAUUCAGAUUCCAUGAAACGUAAGUCUUGCAGUGAAAUGAUUUUUGUGGGAAAUGUUGUUAAUUUCAUUCAAGUCAUCAUGAUUUCUAACAAUUAUAACAAUAGUUCAAAGUAGAAUUAAAUUACCGAACAUCAAAGUAAUGAAGGAAAGCUGUACUUUAGGUACACUCUCGUAUAUUACAAGUACAUGUACUCGAUCUUUUUGGCCAUCGGACCUUUGAUCUUGCUGAUCAUCCUCAAUACCUGUAUCAUCCUCUCUACUAUGGUAUUCAAGACCGCCGACUGUGAUCCAAGUGACAAUGUUGCAUUAGUAAGUCCUGUUACCAAAGUAUACCUAACUUAGUGUCUGGCAAUGUUAAAACUUGACAAUUUGUAACUUUAUAAGCCCUUAUUUAGCUUUUGACAAAUACAAAUGAAAGUCCAGUCCAAAAGUCCAAUUUCGUCGCUAGUUAUGCUAAUUUAAAAUGUUUUAAAAAGUGACAAGUGCUUCUGAAUUUAAAUUUAAAAUUAUGUUAAGUCAUGUUAAAGUAACCAUUUGGGAGUUCUCGAAAGAUAAAUAAAACUCAGCUGAACUAACACGUUCGACUAUAAAAAGCAAACAACUUUUAUAAAUGACAUUAUUUUAAGUAGCAGUUAAGUGUUUAUAAUAGUAUUUUAGAAAACCAAAUCAUCCUCUUUAAAUAUCACUAAUUGCAAACAAAGAAUGCUGUAAAAUAAAGUUUAACAAACUUUGUACUAGAUUUAUGGCAUUAAUAACUCAAAUUUAAUACUUUGUGAGACGUUUUACUUAUUUAUAGUGUCUGUCGAACUUUUGAAACUUCAAAAACAUGUUUCAUUCUUUUUAUGUUAUAAUUGUGUUUUAUUAAAAGACAUUGCUCAUGAAGUCUACAUUAGCAUAACACCCAAGUGAUUUGAUAACAUUCCCAGUAUUGUCGUUAAGCAAUGCAAUACCACACAGUAACACACUUUUACAAUGACUUUUCAGAUACUGGUGGUCCUACUAUUCAUAUCAUGUAACGUAAUAGCACUGUUGAUCAACGUGUUCGAAGCCAACCUCUCGAACUUGUUGGAAUGGAGAAUAAACUACAUCAUAGACAUCUCCAAUCUACUGGUCGUAUUUAACUCUAGCUUCAACUUUGUCAUCUACUACCGCUUCUCCAAGGUCUUUCGACGCAACUUCAAGCUGAACAUAAUGGGAAGAUGUUUCGGUAAGAAGACCGUCAUGUUCACCAACUACAACACCCCCAACCAGAACCUGAUGGCCAAGAUGGAGCCUUCUGGACAGACGGUCUCCACCUACAGGUAUCCUCAAGAUGAGAGUUGUAACUCGCUGGAUCAAAAGUUGAAAGCCGCGGCCAAUACUGAGGUUUUAAUAUAA